This is a messenger RNA of Trichosurus vulpecula (common brushtail), 1869 nucleotides long. RefSeq names its product annexin A7 (gene ANXA7). Gene Ontology annotation, molecular function: calcium ion binding; calcium-dependent phospholipid binding. NCBI's taxonomy places the organism in Eukaryota, Metazoa, Chordata, Mammalia, Diprotodontia, Phalangeridae. The coding region runs from base 73 to 1548 and encodes 491 amino acids. The transcript is spliced from 14 exons. Gene Ontology annotation, cellular component: cytoplasm. The record is from RefSeq and is a predicted model, not a curated record.
CCCGCCCCCGGCUCCAUCUUGCGGGCCGGGCCGGCUAGGGCAGUGGUGCGGCUGGGCUACUCGGAGGGCAGAAUGUCUUACCCAGGAUACCCCCCGACAGGCUACCCAGCAUUCCCUGGAUAUCCUCCUGCAGGUCAGGAGUCAUCCUUUCCGCCUCCUGCCGGUCAGUAUCCUUAUCCUACUGGCUUUCCACCAAUGGGAGGAGGAGCAUAUCCUCCAGCACCAACUGGUGGUUUCCCAGGCACUGGAGGCUACCCACCCCCUGGAGGCUACCCUGCCCCAGGAGGGUAUCCUGGUGCCCCACCACCAGGAGGGGCCCCAUCCUAUCCUGGAGCUUCUCCAGGCCAAGGAUUUGGAAUGCCACCAGGUGGAGCUGGUUUUUCUGGCUACCCACAACCACCAACCCAGGCCUAUGGUGGUGGUCCAGGCCAGAUCCAGAUCCCAGGUGGGUUCCCUGGAGGACAGAUUCCUUCCCAGUAUCCUAGUGGCCAAGCUCCUGCUCCUUACCCUAAUCAGAUCAAUACCGAGUUCUUUCCUUCCUGUCCUGUUUUCUCUCCUAUUUCUUUGGAUUGUAGCAGUGAACCAGCAGCCAUGAUUCAAGGUACUCAGGGGACAAUCCGACCUGCUGCUAACUUCGAUGCUGUAAAGGAUGCGGAAGUUCUCCGAAAGGCCAUGAAAGGGUUUGGGACUGAUGAGCAAGCAAUUGUGGAUGUUGUUGCCAAUCGCUCCAAUGAUCAAAGACAAAAAAUUAAGGCUGCUUUUAAGACCAUGUAUGGAAAGGAUUUAAUCAAAGAUCUCAAGUCCGAGCUAUCUGGAAAUAUGGAAGAACUGAUCCUCGCCUUGUUCAUGCCACCUACAUAUUAUGAUGCUUGGAGUUUACGGAAUGCAAUGAAGGGAGCAGGAACUCAAGAAAGAGUAUUGAUUGAGAUUCUGUGCACGAGAACAAAUCAGGAAAUUCGAGAUAUUGUCAAUUGUUACCGAUCAGAAUUUGGACGAGAUAUUGAAAAAGACAUUCGAUCAGAUACCUCAGGACACUUUGAACGAUUGCUCGUAUCCAUGUGUCAGGGUAAUCGCGAUGAAAAUCAGAAUGUGAAUCAUCAAAUGGCUCAGGAAGAUGCUCAGCGUCUUUAUCAAGCCGGUGAAGGGAAACUGGGGACAGAUGAGUCCUCCUUUAACAUGAUUCUUGCCACAAGAAGCUUCCCUCAGCUAAGAGCUACCAUGGAGGCCUACUCCAGAAUUGCUAAUCGAGAUUUGUUAAGCAGCAUUGGCCGAGAGUUUUCUGGAAAUGUAGAAAAUGGUUUGAAGACAAUCUUGCAGUGUGCCUUGAACCGUCCUGCCUUUUUUGCUGAGAGGCUCUACUACUCCAUGAAAGGGGCUGGCACAGAUGACUCCACCCUCGUGAGGAUCAUCGUCACCCGAAGUGAAAUUGAUCUUGUGCAAGUGAAACAGGUGUUUGCACAGAUGUAUCAGAAGGCACUGGGGACCAUGAUCUCCAGUGACACCAGUGGAGACUAUCGCCGUCUGCUCCUGGCCAUCGUGGGUCAGUAGGAGGUUUUUUUUUUUUUUUUAAGAAACUGAACUAUUCCAGUCUCAUUCUCUUGAAGACAACUAUCCUGCAUGCAGCAAAAUCAACUGUAGCCUAACCAAAUGUGCUUUUUAUUAAGGACACUGUCAGGGUUAAUGUGCUUAGUUUGCACAUGCUAUUCUUGCCUUAAUUCUAAUGUUAUUUGUAUUCUUUACAAAAUCAGUGUCAAGCCAUGAUGUGACAAUGAUGUAAUACUAAUGUAUUGUAUGGGGGAAACCUAACUUUCACCAUUGCUGUCUUAUUCAAAUGAAGAUUAUGGAACAAAUAAAGAUUAUUACAGUCUA